Molecule: messenger RNA, 465 nt
Organism: Orbilia oligospora ATCC 24927
Lineage: Eukaryota; Fungi; Ascomycota; Orbiliomycetes; Orbiliales; Orbiliaceae
Exons: 2
Coding region: 1-465 (154 amino acids)
Source: RefSeq, a predicted model, not a curated record
AUGGCUCCUCAAAAGGUAUUCUUCACAGGCCUGCCAUAUAACCAUCAUACCCUUCCAUCCUGGGGUUGGCCGCCAGAAAGAGUAAAGACCGGAUUGGAAAACGCGGUGAGGAUACUCCUCCAAGAAGGUUAUGAUGCGAUCGGGUACUUUAUCGCUCCGGAACAAGGACUUAAAGUAUUUGAAGAUAAAUUAUUGGAGCAGAAGUGGGAUGCUGUGAUUAUUGGGUGGGGUGUUAGGGGGAAUCAGAAGUUAACGCACUGGCUUGAGGAUAUGAUCAACUGCGUGAGGGUUGAGUCUCCCGAAACGAAGAUUCUGUUUAAUUGGGACCCUGAGAGUACGAUAGAUACUGUUAGAAGGAACAUACCCGUCACCGACGAGUCGGAUAAGACGGCGAUGAAUGAAGUAUUCGAAAAAUCUGGGAUUGAAGGUAGAAUUACAUUUGGAAAGUACGAUAUGCCUAGCUAG